AUGGGAGACCCUUUAGGCUCUACAGAUGCUUUACUGAUGGAUAACAUGUUUACUUCAAAAUACCCUUUCACCGAGCCUUCUACAAAUACUUCACUUUGGCGCUCUCCGCAUGCUGCUACUUCUAAAAGAGCAGAAAUAAAUGGCUUCUUAAAUAUUGCUGCAACCCUUGAUCAUCCGAUUAAGCCGUCGCUGAUCGAUGUUGACGAAUUCUUUUACGAUAAGAUUGACAGUCUCGUUCAGAGUGGCAUGCUUUGCAUUCGUGAGAUGAAGGAACAAGGCAGUCAAAUCGCGGUUCGGGUCUUUUGCAUAAUGGAAGCUGCUGGACAACGCAGCAACAGUGUUACGGUACACUCCUUUAAACCUGUCGAAAAUGGUAAUAAUUCCCAUUUGAUAGCAGUAAAUGAUGGAGGUCCAGCAGCAACAAACAUUCCUGGAUAUAACAACAUGAGAAGUCAGUAA
Messenger RNA from Meira miltonrushii, 459 nucleotides. RefSeq lists its product as uncharacterized. Lineage: Eukaryota; Fungi; Basidiomycota; Exobasidiomycetes; Exobasidiales; Brachybasidiaceae. The record is from RefSeq and is a predicted model, not a curated record. The coding region runs from base 1 to 459 and encodes 152 amino acids. The transcript has a single exon.